AGCAUCUGGGCCCUCUUUGCAGGGAACAAUAUUUCCCACAAUGCCCUCGUUGCUGUGUUGUAUCACUUUGUCCAGGAGGCUCAAAAUAAAAAGGCUGAUGUUCCACAGCGGCUCUAUGCGCUUCAUGCUGCUGGACUGUACUUCCUACUGGUUGAAAUUCCAGGCAGCAUCGCCAAUCGGCUGUUCCAUCCGGUGAUGUUUGAAAAGUGCCUUCAGACCUUCCAGAAGUGCUGGCCUCAGGGCCUGGACUUGCCCAGGAAGAGGAAAAAGAGCCAAAUAUCAAAUAAUCGGCAUGGAAAAAAUAAGAGGGGGAAGGUGGCGAAGAAGGCAAAUACCCAGAUGGAUGAUAUCUUUGAAGAGGAAGAGGAUGAAGAAGAGGAGCUCUUUUUCUCUGCCUCUGAUCUCUUGCAAAUCCGGGAGGCCCUCUUCCUUCUCCUGAAAAACUUACUGAGGCUUCUUUCCAAGUUCUCCCUGAAAGAGAAGCCACAGUGUGUCCAGGCAUGCAUCCAGAUCUUUCUUGACUUCUUGAGUUUUGAACCUUGCCCACUCAGCCUUGAGCCUUCAGAGAGCAUGACUCCUGAUCAAGCCAAGUAUGUCCCGGAGCUUGCGCAUCUCGGUUUGCGACUCCUGUGCUCCGCUCUUCACGGCCUGCAAGACAAGACUCUGCGCUGGGUGUUCCAUCGGCUUCUGCCCAUCGUCGUCAUGCUGUCAGGGAGAGGAGGAUCCGGCGCGGCGCCUGCCGCUGUUCCACCUCAGGCGAUUAGUGCCAGCAACCAGGCCGUCAAGUUCAUCAGCUCUCUAACCAAGGAUCUUGCAGAAGUUGCUUUUCCUGUACUGCGAAUCUUACUGCAGCACAUUUGCAUCAAGGUCCCCGAUAAGUCUGAAUAUCGCACACACGCGGCGCUGGUGCUGUCACAACUGCUGUAUCAGCUCCCUUGCGCACAGCAUGCCGAUUUCAUCGCGUGGCUCUACAGAUAUUCGUGCAAUAGCAAGAUUUCUUACCGAGUGUUUGCCCUCGAUGUCGCCCUGGCCCUGCUGGAAUUGCCGGAGAGGGAACACGAUGGCUCCUUGUUUGAGGAGCAGCAGGCGUUCCUGAAGCACAAGUUCCUGGUGCAGGUGAUGGUCUUCGGCCGGUGCUCGGACAAAGCCCCGACGGUGCGCAGCAAGGCGCUUUCGAGCUUCGCGCAGUGCCUGGAGACGAGAACCACGUCCAGCGUCGAGAACAUCCAGGAGCUCCUGCAAAGCACUGGUGUUUCGACGGCGCUGACCACGCAUGGGCCCACGGGGUCUUCCUUGUCCAACACAGAAGGACUCUCCCGCCCUCAGAAGACCUUCCCAACCUUCAAAACUGUCGAAGUGAGCAACGAACGUGAUACCAACGAUUUUGAUGGAAAGGAGGUCAUGGCUAUGCUGAGACUGAGAGCUGGGGACGAGAAGACCAAUGUUAGGAAAUCUGCCCUCCAGGUGCUCAUGAGCAUCUUGAAACACAGCGUGAUCCCCUGCUCCCCGGAAGACUUGGCCACACUCCAGGAUCGGUGCCGUGAUCCUGCCGUGUCUGUAAGGAAGCAAGCCCUGCAGUCCAUUACGGACCUCUUAAUGUCUCACCCUGAUGACGUCCUGAUCCAGAAGGCCUGGCUGACAGGUGUCGUUCCCGUUGUCAUGGACUGCGAGAGCUCCGUGCAGGAGAAAGCCUUGGCCUGCCUCGACCAGCUCUUGCUGGAGCCCAUAAAGCACAGCAGGCACCACGAGGCCGGGCAGAACCUGGCCUGGGAUCUCCUGACCCUGCUCACGAAAGAGAGUCAAGAACUGAGCCGCUACUUGAGCAAAGCUUUCCGCGUCUGGUCCAAGCAAGGCCGCUUCUCCUCCACGUUUGUGAACGUGGUCAUCUCUCACGUGGGCACGGAGCACUCCUCGCCCGCCUGGAUGCUGCUGGCCAAGGUGGCUGGCUCCGCCCCCAAGCUGGACUAUUCCAAAGUCAUCGACACUUGGGGGGAGAUCAGCAGGCAACCCCCGCCUUGCCGCGCCGUUGGCCGGUCCGCGUCGGCCUUCCCCCUCCUCGCUGGGGCUUGUUCUCGGCGGCCGCCGCUUUGCCACGCCUCCGGCCGCUCUGCGCCGGUCUCUCCCGCCGGGACUCCGCCGCUCUGCUCGCUCGCCUCCCGGCCGCUGCUGGAGUUGCCGUCUCCACCGGGACCUGGGGUAGGCGACCUGUUUUUCUGCUUCCUUGGCAAGCAUGAAACCCUGUUCUCUCCGUAUCGCAAACAGGCGCUGUUGAACGAGAUCUGUGGGGGUCUCGUGUCUGUGUGUGAGAGCUGCAUCUCCAGUGUUGUCCUAAAAGAGGGAGGGGCAGAGCAGCUACAAGAGGACGCCUUGGUGAGGCAUCUCUUCACCCUGGGCGAGGCCGCUCAACUGUGCCCAGCUAAAGUGGAGAAGCGGAUCUUCUUGCUGAUACAGUCCAUCUUGGCAAGCCCCGUUGCUGCGGAACAGUCAUCGGGUCCUGCAGGUGACGACGACGAUGAUGACGAUCGCCCAGCAACUCAGCCAUUGUCCCAGUUCAGAGGCUCCGUGAUGCCUUCCGUGGUCCGAGCACACGCCUUCAUUACACUAGGUAAGCUCUGCCUGCAGCAUGAGGACCUGGCAAAGCAGUGCAUUGCAGCCCUGGCUCGGGAACUGGAGGUGUCGAAGGACAUGGCCAUCCGCAACAACGUCGUCAUCGUGAUCUGCGACCUCUGCAUCCGCUACACCACCAUGGUGGACAAGUAUAUCCCUGAUGUCUCCGCCUGCCUGAAGGACCCGGAGCCUUUCAUCCGGAAGCAGACGCUCAUCCUCCUGACCAACCUGCUCCAGGAGGAGUUUGUCAAGUGGAAAGGCUCUUUGUUCUUCAGAUUCGUCAGUGUUCUGGUGGACCCAAACCCAGAUAUUGCCAGCCUGGCGGAGUUCUGUCUGGUGCACCUCCUGCUCAAGAGGAACCCGACCAUGUUCUCCCAGCACUUCAUCGAGUGCAUCUUCCACUUCAACAGCUACGAGAGACACGAGAAGUACAACCGGUUCUCCCAGUCCGAGCGGGAGAAAAAGUUGUUUUCCCUGAAGGGCCGAGCUAACAAAGGGAAGCGGAUGCAGAUCUACAAGUUCCUGCUGGACCACUUCACAGACGAGCAGAGGUUCAACAUCACCUCUAAGAUCAGCCACAACAUUUUGGCCUGCUUCGUGGACAGAGUCCUCCCACUUGACAUGGAAGCCAGUGAGCUGCUCUCGGACACCUUUGAGAUCCUGAGCUGCAAGGAGAUCAAGCUGUCGGCCAUGAGGUCCAGGCCGGAGGAGGACCUCCCGCUGGAGGAAGAUGAGAUGGCCAUGGCCAAUGUUGUCAUGCAGGUGGCCCAGAAGAAGCUCAUCUCGCAGGUUCAAAAGAAGAACUUCAUCGAGCACGUCAUUCCAAUAAUCACUUCGCUGAAGACCGCGUUGGAGCAAAGCAGGCUCCCGGCACUGAGGGACCUCAUGAACUAUCUCCGGGAGAUCACGCAGGACUAUCGGAAUGAAAUCAAGGAGCUGUUUGCUGUGGACAAGCAGCUGGCUGCCGAGCUGGAGUACGACAUGAAGAAGUACGAAGAGCAGCUGCGGCGGGAGCAGAGCCCGGAGCUACUGGGGGAGCCGGAAUUGCUCCCUGCUCGGGUGGCAGCACAGCGGUCUCCCAGCUCUGAGAGGGCAGCGCUUCCUGGGGACCUACGCAAUGCAAGUUCUCCAGCCGCCCGAAGAGACUCCUUGCCACUGAGAGCCGCUCUGCCACCUUCAUCGCUUGGGUUCAUUACGCCCCCAGCAAGAAUCCUGAAUCCCAAACCCAGGAGGAUGUCCCUGAAUACCUUCGCCAUCCUCAACUCAGCUAAAAAGGCCAUGGAGGAGGCUAGGAAGCAGCGCAGCAGGAGCCUCGGCAGCCGGCCCCUAUCCCUGGGGAGUCAGUGGAGCAGUAAGCAAGUGACUCUCGGCAGCCUAACCCAGACGUCUUCGGAAGGGGCUGUCCUCGAUGUCAGAGCCAUCAGUACUCCGGACAAGUCCAUUAACAACGUGACUUUUGGCGCUGGAGUCAGUUACAUCAGCCCGACAGACACACCCACUUCAGCUCAAGAAAAACAAGCCCGGGAUCGGCCAAAAGAGAUUGUUUGUUUGGCAGCCCCCGAUAAGCCGUAA
Gekko japonicus is the source of this 4179-nucleotide messenger RNA. It is a transcript of the gene NCAPD3, whose product is annotated as non-SMC condensin II complex subunit D3. The annotation marks the transcript as partial. NCBI's taxonomy places the organism in Eukaryota, Metazoa, Chordata, Lepidosauria, Squamata, Gekkonidae. Gene Ontology annotation, biological process: mitotic chromosome condensation; meiotic chromosome condensation. The record is from RefSeq and is a predicted model, not a curated record. Gene Ontology annotation, cellular component: condensed chromosome, centromeric region; condensin complex. The transcript is spliced from 31 exons. Gene Ontology annotation, molecular function: histone binding.